This is a messenger RNA of Dacryopinax primogenitus, 423 nucleotides long. RefSeq lists its product as uncharacterized. The transcript has 4 exons. The coding region runs from base 1 to 423 and encodes 140 amino acids. The record is from RefSeq and is a predicted model, not a curated record. NCBI's taxonomy places the organism in Eukaryota, Fungi, Basidiomycota, Dacrymycetes, Dacrymycetales, Dacrymycetaceae.
AUGCUGUGCAUGCAGGGAGAGCAUCUGGUGGCCACUUGGAGGGCUGCACGCAUAGAGGAUGAGGAGGGUGUUGAGUUGGAGGAGCUGGAGGAGGGGAGAGUGGGGAGGAAGGAGACUAAAUCAAAUGGUGCUGCCACUGCUGGCAAGAAGACUUUUGAGCCAUCCUGCAAAGAGAAGUACAGCAAGCUCUCUGCUGCUGGUUUGCACAUGUGGGAUGUCUUCUGCACCCACAUUCAAGGCAUGAAGGAUGGCUUCCUUGAUGCUGAUGCUAAGGCAUGUGCAGAGGAUCUGGCUGUUGUUUUGAAAAACAAGUGGAAGAUACUGGCGGGCUUCAUCUUCUCUAUCAUCUGGCUGGCUCAUGGUGUGAGCCCAGUCAAAGUGUUCACCACUUUGAUCAAUUCUUUCAAGCCAAAGGGGGAGUAA